AAACCCCCCUCGGGGCGGUGGAAGGUAGAGGGAGCCAGGCCAAGAUUCAGCCCCGCAGCGGCCACCCGGCACGGCCGGGCUCCCGCACCCGGUACCAGCGGCAGCGGGGCCCGCUCGAUCACAUGGAGGCGCCAUUUCCUAUGCCCUUGCUUUGCCCUUAAAGCCGCCGCGGUGCCGCCGGUGCCUCGCCCCGCACGGGGCGGUUGCGGACGGGCGACGCGUCCUUGUCUGCCCCCCCCCCCGUACGCUGCCCGGCGGAGAGGUGGGGUGGCUGCGGCGGGGGACGGGGCAGAGGCUCAGCUAAAUACAGCCUCGCCUAAUAAAGCGAUGGGGCCCGGUGCCCGCGCCCUAUAAAUACGCUCGGUGUGCGGCCGGCGGGCUUUGGCCGGUGCGGCUCGGCUCGGCUCCGCAGGCGGGGCGGUGCAGUCAGCACAGCAGGGCCGCCACUGCCGCCGCCUCCGCUGCCAGGGCAGCCCCGGCACCCCAGCGAGAUGCCCCGGGUAGACGCAGACCUCAAACUGGACUUUAAAGAUGUCCUGGUCAGACCUAAAAGGAGCAGCCUCAAAAGCAGAGCAGAGGUUGACCUCACGCGCACCUUCACCUUCCGAAACUCCAAGCAGACAUACACAGGAAUUCCCAUUAUUGUGGCAAACAUGGACACUGUGGGGACAUUUGAAAUGGCUGUGGUUAUGGCAAAACAUGCAAUGUUCACUGCAAUUCACAAGCAUUAUUCUCUGGAAGAAUGGAAACUGUUUGCUGCCAAUCACCCAGAAUGCCUUGAGCAUGUAGCAGCAAGCUCAGGUAGUGGACAAGAUGAUUUGAAAAAGUUAACAAGUAUUCUAGAGGCCAUUCCAGCUAUCAAAUACAUCUGCCUGGAUGUGGCAAACGGCUAUUCAGAGCAUUUUGUGGAGUUUGUGAAGUCCGUCCGUGUCCUGUUCCCACAUCACACCAUUAUGGCAGGCAAUGUGGUGACAGGAGAGAUGGUAGAAGAACUUAUUAUUUCUGGAGCAGAUAUUAUUAAAGUGGGUAUUGGACCAGGUUCUGUGUGUACUACUCGGAUUAAGACAGGGGUGGGCUAUCCACAGCUAAGUGCUGUUAUUGAGUGUGCAGACUCAGCACAUGGCUUGAAAGGACAUAUCAUCUCUGACGGAGGAUGCAACUGCCCAGGAGAUGUCGCCAAAGCGUUUGGAGCUGGUGCUGACUUCGUUAUGAUUGGAGGAAUGUUUGCAGGCCAUGACCAGAGUGCUGGAGACAUUAUAGAAAGGAAUGGCAAGAAGGUGAAACUAUUCUACGGAAUGAGCUCUGAUACAGCCAUGAAGAAGCAUGCAGGAGGGGUUGCUGAAUACAGGGCUUCAGAGGGCAAGACUGUGGAGGUACCAUACAAAGGGGAUGUGGAACACACCAUCCUGGACAUCCUCGGGGGGCUGCGCUCCACCUGCACCUACGUGGGAGCUGCCAAACUCAAGGAACUGAGCAAGAGAACGACGUUUAUCCGGGUCACCCAGCAGCACAACGAGGUCUUCUCCUAGCCUAGGCCUGGGGGGCUGGAGAGAGGGCUGGGAGAAAAGAGCAGGAAGGGCUGCUCUUUGCUUUCUCCUCCAUGUUGUGUUAGUGGCAAACUUCCCUCUCUGUCUCUCUCAGAAUGGCAGUGUCAUAGCCAUUGGCUAUGGCUGGGAUUUGGAAGGGGAAGGUCAUGCACAUUAACACAGUGCCAUUGAUUCAAAAUGCAAUAGCCUCAUAUUUUAUCAUUGUGCCUAUUUUAUUUUUUAAUAAUUUCUUCACCUGGUUUUCCUCCCCUCUGAUAAAUAGCUGCUGAAACCUCAGUUAACAAGGAAUUGGCUUGUACAGACAUGGCUGUUAACGCCUGCACAAAUUCAGACAUUCCCUUUUAAAAGACUGACCUGUCAGCUACCACCACUUUCUGGCAGUGCACCUUUCAGAAAUUGCAGGCUGGGAGAAAAAAAGAUGCAAGGAAUUGCAUAGAGAAAUAAAAAAAUCAAAUUCUCUUCAUCUUUUUUUCUGGCUAAAGAAUGGAUAUUAUGGCACAGCUGCCAGCCUGCAAAGCAUCAGAAGUGGAUGGUAGAUGAGGCCUGGCUGCUGGUGACAUGUGAUGCUAAAAAUGCCAGAUCUUUGUCACUUUAAGUUCACAGCGCUGAUGUUGCUGUUCUUACUUAAACCUCCCUAUUCAAUUGACUUAUCCCUUCAGAGAAGUGGGCACUGAAUGUAGCAAAACUGUAGCCCCCUCACAUGGGGGAUGGCCCCCCUGUCCCCAUGUGAGGAGAUCAUUCAGGUGAUCACUUUUCAGAGCUUGCCUGCUUUAUCAUAAGUGCAGUUAUUGAAUUACCUGGGUUCCUGCUUUUACCUGCUCUCUGGGAACAGGUUUUUAAGACAUGGAAACUCAGCAACCCUGUAACCCUGACAAGGGAAGAUGAUUCUUUGUAGCCCUGUUCCCUUGCCUGCUCAUAUCCAUUUAGCAAAGUUGUAAAAAUGCUGUGCAUUGUCUGUGGCCAGGUGGAGAAGGCCGGAGGGAUCAAAUUGCCUUCUGGUUAUGUGGUACCACUCCUUUGCAGUCCUUGACGGCAUGUAAAGCAGUCCAUCCUAUAAAGCACGAGAGAGCUUUUGGCAGAACAGCCUGGUUGAUUGCAAGACACUGUCAGGCUGAGAUGGAGUUAAAGUAUUUGCUCAUUUGCUCUAAAGGCAGUAGUGAAUGUUUGAGACUCUGGGUAACACUUCAAUAAAGUGUAAUGGCCUGAUAAUUAAUUGAUAAAUCACAAUGAAGAUUUCUUUGGAAAUACACAUUGCAUCCACAUGAAUACCACAGUAGCUUGAUAUGAUAAAUGAUGUAAAAGUAAGCACCAAUGAAUUAGUAAUGCUUGGCCACUUACUUUAAACUGCUGCUGAGAUCAUAAUGUGGCUAGUGUUACUUCAGUACUUCAGACUCUUACUUUCCCCUCCUGUAGACAUCUGUGGAAAGAGGCAGGUUUCCUUUGAAAAGCAAAAAAGUCAUUUGUAGGAAAAGGAAUAGCAAAGAGAAACUCUGGAAUUAAACUCAUACUGCUCAAAAAGCCAAUCACAGGGACUGGUACAAUUGACCAUGCUGAGAAGCAAAUCCAGGCCACAAGCUGAUCCCUGGUGAUUUUUAAGUGUGUUGUGCACAUUAGGAAAAGCACAGGGUAUCUUCUAAAUUGCCUGGUAUUUUAAAUGUCUUCCAUUUAACAUGUAGGAUGUACUUCUUAAUUGUGGGAUGACCUCUUCUUCUGCUUUGGAAGAGGAUGAGGGCCUUGAUGUGAGCAAAGGUUGUGCUUGUGCUGGCUGCAAGGACCAUUUUGUCUUGCCCAUGUAUCAUAAAGGAAUGUGAAUGCAGAAGAGAAUCAGGCCCUGUGAAUCCAGGCCCUGAUCUCUGUUCCCUCCAGCCUGGAAGCAUCAUGUUAAGAGAAUGCCAGGCUUCUCCACCACAGAAAGGGCCACCUACUGCUCUCAGCUGCACUAGGCCCAGAGCAGGGGCAGUUUGACCUCUCUGCAUCAGUACAGCUGUGGGACAACACUGUUCCUCUAUUUAUGUCAUGUAAAGGGGAAGCAAAUGGACACCUCUGUCAGGAGUGGGGUUGGACCACCAUGGCCCAGGCCUGACCACAGGUGUGUCUCCACACUGGUGCCUUCACAUGUGGGAAGUGCAGCACUCUGCUGGUCUCAUGCCCACUCUCACUAGCGCUUUUCUACUUUUUUUAGCUACAUUUCUAAGUGGAAUUUAAGAAAUACAUAUGCAUAUAAGAAAAAAAAAAUUAUAUAUUUGUAAACAUUUUGUAAAAGAUCAUGCACACACCAAACCAAGGAGCUUCAUGAUGGCCUCAGAACAGUUACUUUUCCAAAGGGCAGGUGCUGGGGGCAAGGGGCGGCUGCCUCUACAAGUGUGGCAAACUCUUCCACCUUCUUGCCUUCCCCUCCUGCACGUACUUCUGAUCAGUGACUAACAGGAGAGGGGUAGGCUAUUCUUAAGCUGUCCCUAUAAUUCUUCAGGCUGUGAAUGACAUUGAUGCCAUGAAUAGUGACUGAUAAAUUUUGAUGUUAGGUAUUUGGUUUUCUGAAUAGCAGAUAUUACCAUUGUUUUGAUAAGCAGCAGCAUGUUUUCUUUCGUUUUCUUCUCUCCAAAAAUGAGCAGGAGAGAGAAAUGAGAUGCAGAAAGGCUGAACUGGUGGCAUGUCUGCAUCUCGCCCAGUUAUAUGUGAAUUUUGUUCAGGAAUAACCCUUAGCUAUGUCAGUGCUCAUCAUUGACAAUGUACCUGUGCAGCUCUGAGACAGGCUGGAAAAUACAAAAAAAAAAAAAAAAAAAAAAAAAAAAAAAAAAAAAAAAAGAAGUGCUCGAGUCCCCCUUUAACACCUAUUCCUGUGCUGCAGUCAUUGUCCUGAUCUUCACUUAGCUCCAGGUCCUGUACCUGCUCAAGCCUGUUGCCACUCCCACAAGGAACUGAGGAACACACUUUGUCUGGCAGGAUGGUCCAAGUCAAGACCACAACCACUGACAAAUGCCAUGUGCCAUUUGUGGAUCUACCUCACCUGCACAUCUAACUGGGUUCUUUGUAACUUGGUGUCCUUUUGUGGGAAAUGAAGUUUGUAAGUGCUUAAUAAUGCUUAAUGUUGAGUGAUUCUGCAUAACCAGGUCUUCUUUAACCCUACACCCCAACCCCAUCCUGUCCAGAGGAAUGCUGUGAUUGUGACAGCCUGUACUGUAGGCUAGGGCCAUACCUUCUUCCCCCAGCCAGGCAAUUGCUGAGCUCCCAAGAGCAGUGUUGAGGUUCCCACUGGCUCCACAGCAGUGCAGCUUAACAUACCAAAGACCUACAAGUGGGGAGCAACAUUAUGUCAUUAAGCAAUCCCUGCUAAGCAUGUCUGCCUGUGGCUUCUUGAAACAUUAGGACACCUCUAACACCCCCGGUGCUCCCAGUGCUGCUCUGGGGUUGCCUUGCUGCAGCACAUUUUGCAGGGUGGGCUCCUGCCCACAGAGCCUGGUUACCAGAACUUGGGAGGGAAGGGCUCGUCACAGGAGCAGCCUUGCUCACUCCCCAGUGACUGUGUGGUGGCUGUGAGGAGUGCAUUGUGCACAUGGACGCUUCCUUGUUGGUGUGAUCAGUUGCUGAAGGGAUGGGCCUUGAGCCAGCAUCCUGACAGGUGCAAAACAAGCCACGAAGGUCUCCAUUCUCUGGGAGAAACACAUUCCCAUCUGCUUGUUGGAACAGCCAGUCCCCAUUGGCCAUGGGGCAGGGGCUUCAGCUGUGCUUUGGUGCAGCUUUCUUCUCCUUUAGGGCAUGGUGGGGUUGAAUGUAGGAUGAGGACACCCUGUAAAUAUAGAGAGUUGUAAGCAGGACCAGAAGAAACCUCUGUUUGCCUUUGGGUGAGCUUUUCCCGUAUAAAAUGUGCCUGUCUCUUCUUUCAGCUAGUCAAUAGCAGGGGUAGAAAAGAUGGGCCUAAGGAAGAAAUGUGGCAGCUGUUGGCCAAGCCCCACUGUGUUGGGACAGGUGCUUUCAGUCAAGGACAUGAUGAGAGUUUGAAGCUUUUCUGAACCAAGCACUCCCUACUUUCUACCUGUUGAACUCCACUCUUGUGACAGACUUGUUGCUGCAGCUUUCUGCCGCUGUAUGUACAGUGUCUACCCAUCACCAUCUCACAUUCCCCACCGGGGGAUGGUACUGUUUAGUUGCUAAUACCAGUUUUACACCAAAACUUCUCUUUUGGAGCCAGGAGGGCUUUUGCAACCAGUGCCAGAUUUGGCCUUGUGUAGAAGAGAGGCAGAAAAAAAAGCCAAGGCCCAAGAACAGGAGUUUCCCCUCCACAGCAGCCAAGGCCAGCAGGUGGGAGUGGGACAGCCCUUCCGUGCGGGCUGGGAGCUGCCAGGGGCAGAGGGGUUGAAACAUGUCUUGAGUAGAUGCUGGCACAGCUCUGCACUCAAGACAGACUACCCCCUGCAGCCUUAGCUUCAUUUGUGGUCACCCAGAUGCUUAUGCGAGCCCUCCCCAACAUUUAUUUGACCCAGUGUUAGCUGGCUAAAGUUUUCAUACAUAGAUCAACAGUUUGUAGUCCAUAACUCCCUGGCGUUGCCUGUGAUAACUGUGAAGCGCUUCUGUGUCAUUGGCCAAAAAGCUGAUGGGCUUUCAGUGUUUUGCUGCCCUGCUCAGCCCUGCUGAGAUGGUGAUGAGAGCGCUGCCCCCCCUUCCCUCUGCUGUGGCAUCCCCAUGUGCACGGCCCAAUCAUCCCAGCUGUUCCCAAGUUUUUGUUAUGCAAUAAAGAGCUUCACCCUGA
Messenger RNA from Vidua chalybeata, 6294 nucleotides. RefSeq names its product guanosine monophosphate reductase (gene GMPR). The coding region runs from base 492 to 1529 and encodes 345 amino acids. Gene Ontology annotation, cellular component: GMP reductase complex. The record is from RefSeq and is a predicted model, not a curated record. The transcript is spliced from 9 exons. Gene Ontology annotation, biological process: nucleotide metabolic process. Gene Ontology annotation, molecular function: GMP reductase activity. NCBI's taxonomy places the organism in Eukaryota, Metazoa, Chordata, Aves, Passeriformes, Viduidae.